This is a messenger RNA of Moneuplotes crassus, 1139 nucleotides long. The record is from the annotation of a GenBank genome assembly. Lineage: Eukaryota; Ciliophora; Spirotrichea; Euplotida; Euplotidae.
AUUAUUAUCUCAAGAAUGGAGCUUCCUGUGCAACAACAAGAGCUGAAUCAAAACCUGUUUGGCCUCUGGUACCUCACCAGACCCCAGAAAAAGUUAAUGAAUGCUUGAACUUUCAUAAUACAGUUCUUUAUUAUAUUAGGAUUCUUCAUUCUCGAAGAAUCGAACAUCCUGAUGCUCAUUAUGACAUCAAUGAUGCUCUAUGGCAUGAGGUUAUGGUGGAUCUGGUGGUGCGAACCCACAGAUGCAUUACCUUGGAUCCAUAUCAGAAUCCGGGCAUCAAGCAUCUUGCUUAUAGCCAGUGAGGUUCUGGCAAUAUCCCAUUUCCUAACAGUGAUGUUUGUUAGAAAGGAGACUUCUCUCAUAUACAAACUACUGGUGACCUACUUUGUACCAAUUAUUGGAUUAUUGUUGAAUCUGAUCAACGGAGUCAGACUCCUUAGGCUCUGGUAUGUCUACUAUCGGAUUACUAAAACCAUCCGCAGAAGGAUGAGGCAUGAAGACCAGGUCUUCAACACUGUCUUCGCUGCACGCGAAGGCUACAGCGAAGCUAGGCAAGAAAUGGAGGCUGCAGGAAUCGAUCCUUCCGAGUUAGAUGAAAUUCAAAGGAUGGAGGUCAGAAAUGUCCGUAGAGCCCUCAGCCAUUUCGGGAGCAGGGCUUUACAAAACAUCAACAUGAUGAGGAUGAUCUUCAACAUUGAUGGUGACCGUGAUCCUGACGAUACUGAAGAGAAUAGGAUUAUCCUCUUUACCAAAAUUACUAGCUUGCCCUACAACAAAGAGAAGCAUGGAGAACAUGAGUCUUGCACUAUCUGUUGUUCAGAAUUCAUUGAAGGGAAAUACAUUAAGAUGCUUCCAAAAUGUUCACAUAUCUUUCACGAAGACUGCAUCGAAGGAUGGAUUCUGAAGGCAAAACACCGUAUGAUCUGUUGCCCGAUAUGUAGAACUAACAUAAAGGAAGAGAUUGACAUCGAGGAUCAACAGAAUGCCAUCGAGGCAGAAACCAAUGAAGACUCUAAGAGUCCUGAAAUGUCUGAAGGGCAGCUAGGUGCCACAGAAUCCAACCUGCUAGAUCUGACUGAGGUUGCCUCACAAAAUGUGCCAUAAAGUUACUAAAACUUCUUUCUUAAAAAUUUGAUUAU